Messenger RNA from Coregonus clupeaformis (lake whitefish), 8200 nucleotides. Its product is annotated as chromodomain-helicase-DNA-binding protein 5. The record is from RefSeq and is a predicted model, not a curated record. Gene Ontology annotation, cellular component: nucleus; NuRD complex; chromatin. Gene Ontology annotation, molecular function: histone binding; ATP hydrolysis activity; chromatin binding. The coding region runs from base 350 to 6493 and encodes 2047 amino acids. NCBI's taxonomy places the organism in Eukaryota, Metazoa, Chordata, Actinopteri, Salmoniformes, Salmonidae. Gene Ontology annotation, biological process: chromatin remodeling; negative regulation of transcription by RNA polymerase II. The transcript has 40 exons.
CUUGCAGCACUGCUCACGACUAGUAAAAGUGGUAACUAGAGGAGCAUGCCUAACUAGUUAUGGUGAAAAUUAUGGGAUGGAUUGUCAUGGCAACAGACCAGACGUCACAAUUUGGGCAUGUGUUCCAUUUUUGUCUUUCUUAUUUUCAGACUGGAGGACUUGGAUAGAGAAGAGUUGAAAAGGAAACAGAUUUUCCCAUACAAAAAGAGGGAAGCCAUCUUUCUUCAAAAUAUAGAAAUAAAUUGUAUUCACACAAGACACAUACAAUUAUUUUCCGGGAGGCACGAAGAGGUGAACAGUGGCAUUUUCAGGGUUAACUUUCAGAGAGGGUUUUUGGUAUGCGAUAAAGAUGCCUGGGUCGUUAAGCAAUGAAGACGAGGGACAAGACGACAUGGAUUUUGAAGACGAGAUACCAGACCCAGCCAGGCUUGACAGCAGUCUAAUGAACUUCAGGAUUGGCAGGGGCCCUUCACAAGCCAUGGAGGGAGAGCUGAGGACCGACAUUGAGGAUGAGGAGGGUGAACGCAACACUGUCCCGCUCACACCUCUGGACAGCUUCUUCUCUGAUGACGACUCCCUCAAACAACAGAAGAAGAAGAAACCUAAAAAGAUGGAGGGCAAGAUGCCCAAAGUCAAGAAGAGGAAAAAGGAGGGAGGAGGAGGUGGAGGAAUAGGAGUUGGUGACAAUGACCCGGAGGAGCAGGCCUCAGAGCGGGACGAUGACCAUCCACUGCAGCGUCCAGAGAUUGGCUCAGAGAGCGAGAGCAGCACCUAUGCCCCCGCCCCCACCACAAAGAAGAAGAAGAAGAAACCUAAGGAGAAGAAAGAGAAGAAACCCAAACGGAAGAAGAGAGAAGAGGAGGAGGAUGACGAUGAUGAUGACGAUGAUGAUGAUGAUGAUGAUGAAAAUAAUAAGGAGCCCAAGUCGUCCAGCCAGCUGAUGCAGGAGUGGGGUCUGGAAGAUGUGCAGUAUGGCUUCACAGAGGAGGACUAUACAACCCUCACCAACUACAAGGCUUUCAGCCAGUUCCUCAGGCCACUUAUUGCCAAGAAGAACCCUAAGAUCCCCAUGUCGAAGAUGAUGACAGUGUUAGGGGCCAAGUGGCGCGAGUUCAGCGCCAACAACCCCUUCAAAGGCACCUCCGCAACCGCUGUGGCUGCCGCGGUGGCUGCUGCUGUGGAAAUGGUCACUGUGGCCUCGCCCAUCUCUGUCAAAGAGAUCACUACCCUACCAAGCUCUCAGCCUGGGCCAAUCAGAAAAGCCAAAACCAAAGAUGGAAAGGGGCCUGGGGUAAGACGGAAAACAAAGACUGUAAAGGAGGUGAAGAAGAAAAGUAAAGGGAAGAAGACCAAAUCAAAGAAGAAGGCAUCCUCGAGUGAGGAGGACUUUGGACUUGAGGAGUCGGACUUUGAUGAUGUCAGCAUCCACAGUGCCUCUGUGCGCUCUGAUACCUCUGUGAAUGCCAAGAAGAAAGCCCGGAAGGGUCGGAAAAAAAGGAAAAGAGAGGAUGGGGAUGGCUAUGAGACAGACCACCAGGACUACUGUGAGGUGUGCCAGCAGGGAGGGGAGAUCAUCCUGUGUGACACCUGUCCCAAAGCCUACCACCUGGUGUGUCUGGACCCUGAGCUGGAGAAGGCCCCCGAGGGCAAGUGGAGCUGCCCCCACUGUGAGAAGGAGGGCAUCCAGUGGGAGGCCAAAGAAGAUGAUGAUGAUGAUGAUGAUGAUGAGGAGGAGGUUGCGGUUGAGGAAGAGGAUGACCACCUGGAGUUCUGCAGAGUGUGUAAAGAUGGAGGGGAGCUGCUGUGCUGUGACACCUGCCCCUCCUCCUAUCAUAUCCACUGCCUCAACCCUCCCCUGCCUGAGAUACCCAAUGGGGAGUGGCUGUGCCCACGCUGCAUGUGCCCACCUCUGAAGGGGAAGGUACAGAGGAUUCUCCACUGGACUUGGGGGGAUCCCCCCUUACCCACUGAGGUGCCCCCUGGCCCUGAUGGAGAGAUGGUGGACCCGCUGGUCAAGCCCCCCCUGAAGGGCCACCCGGAGAGGGAACUGUUUGUCAAGUGGGCUGGUCUCUCCUACUGGCACUGCUCCUGGGUCAGCGAACUACAGUUAGAGCUUUACCACGCAGUGAUGUACCGUAACUACCAGCGGAAGAACGACAUGGACGAGCCCCCUCCGUACGACUACGGCUCUGGGGAGGAGGAGCUGAACAAUGAGAAGAGGAAGAGUAAAGAUCCGCAGUACGCUGCCAUGGACGAGAGAUUCUACCGCUACGGCAUCAAGCCAGAGUGGAUGAUCAUCCACAGGAUCCUCAAUCACAGUUAUGAUAAGGAUGGAGAUGUGCACUACAUGAUCAAGUGGAGAGACUUGCCCUAUGACCAGUGCACCUGGGAGGUGGAUGACUUUGACGUCCCUGAUUAUAACAACGCCAAGCACUCCUACUGGGACCACAGGGAGCAGAUGAUUGGUGACGACCAGCGGCCCUUAGUGGUGAGAAAGGGAAAGAAGGGCAAAGAGGAGGAGAAGAGGAGGGAGAGAGAAAUCCCCCCUGACGCCCCAAUUAUAGAUCCUACCAUCAAGUUUGAACAUCAACCCUGGUACAUCAAUGCCACUGGGGGCACCCUGCACCCGUACCAGCUGGAGGGUCUGAACUGGCUACGGUUCUCAUGGGCACAGGGCACAGACACUAUCCUGGCAGACGAGAUGGGCCUGGGCAAGACUGUCCAGACCAUCGUGUUCCUCUACUCACUCUACAAGGAGGGUCACUCCAAAGGGCCAUACCUGGUCAGUGCUCCCCUGUCCACCAUCAUCAACUGGGAGAGGGAGUUUGAGAUGUGGGCCCCAGACUUCUACGUGGUCACUUACACUGGGGACAAAGACAGCCGGGCGGUCAUCAGGGAGAACGAGUUCACCUUUGAGGACAGUACAGUCAAGACAGGCCGCAAGGUCUUCCGUAUGAAGAAAGGCACUGCCAUCAAGUUCCAUGUUUUGCUGACGUCAUAUGAGCUGAUUACCAUUGAUCAGACCAUUCUGGGCUCCAUUAACUGGGCCUGUCUAGUGGUGGAUGAGGCCCACAGACUGAAGAACAACCAGUCAAAGUUUUUCAGAAUCCUCAACGGGUAUAAGAUCUACUAUAAGCUGCUACUGACUGGCACUCCUCUGCAGAACAACCUGGAGGAGCUGUUUCACCUGCUCAACUUCCUCACCCCAGAGAGAUUUAAUAACCUGGAGGGUUUUCUGGAGGAGUUUGCAGACAUCUCCAAGGAGGACCAGAUCAAGAAGCUGCAUGACCUGCUGGGCCCACACAUGCUCAGGAGACUGAAGGCUGAUGUCUUCAAGAACAUGCCUUCCAAGACCGAGCUCAUUGUACGAGUGGAGCUCAGCCCCAUGCAGAAGAAGUACUAUAAGUUCAUACUGACGCGGAACUUUGAGGCGCUCAACUGCAAGGGCGGGGGCAACCAGGUGUCCCUGCUCAACAUCAUGAUGGACCUGAAGAAGUGCUGCAACCAUCCCUAUCUGUUCCCCGUGGCAGCCAUGGAGGCACCAGUGUUACCCAAUGGCUCUUAUGAUGGGAACCAGCUGGUCAAGUCCUCAGGCAAACUCACCCUGCUCCAGAAGAUGCUGAAGAAACUCAAAGAUGAAGGACACAGAGUUCUCAUCUUCUCCCAGAUGACUAAGAUGCUGGAUCUGCUUGAGGACUUUCUGGAAUACGAGGGCUACAAAUACGAACGCAUCGAUGGAGGCAUCACUGGGGGGCUACGACAGGAGGCUAUCGACCGCUUCAAUGCACCGGGCGCUCAGCAGUUCUGCUUCCUGCUCUCCACCCGAGCUGGAGGCCUGGGCAUCAACCUAGCCACGGCAGACACCGUCAUCAUCUACGACUCAGACUGGAACCCUCACAACGAUAUCCAGGCGUUCAGCAGGGCCCACCGUAUAGGUCAGAACAAGAAGGUGAUGAUCUAUCGCUUUGUGACGCGGGCCAGCGUGGAGGAGCGCAUCACCCAGGUGGCCAAGAGGAAGAUGAUGUUGACCCACUUAGUGGUGAGGCCCGGCCUGGGCUCCAAGACCGGCUCCAUGUCCAAACAGGAGCUGGACGACAUCCUCAAAUUUGGCACUGAGGAACUCUUCAAGGACGAGAUGGAGGCGGCCGCUCGGGCCAUGGGUUCCCACCAGAAACUGUGGGACAUAAAGGAUGGAGAUGAAGGUAGUGUGAUCCACUAUGAUGACAAUGCCAUCUCCAAGCUGCUGGACCGUAGCCAGAAUGCUACGGAGGACACUGAGAUCCAGAACAUGAACGAAUACCUCAGCUCCUUCAAAGUGGCCCAGUACGUGGUCAAAGACGAGGACGCAGAGGAGGAGCCCCAGCGCGAGAUCAUUAAGCAGGAGGAGAAUGUGGAUCCAGAUUACUGGGAGAAGCUGCUGAGGCACCACUAUGAGCAGCAGCAGGAGGAUCUGGCCCGCAACCUGGGCAAAGGCAAACGCAUCCGCAAGCAGGUCAACUACAACGACACGUCUCAGGAGGACCAAGAGUGGCAGGAUGAUCUUUCAGACAAUCAUUCCGAGUACUCCGUGGGGUCCGAGGACGAGGACGAAGAUUUCGAGGAGAGGCCGGAAGGUGGGCGCAGGCACUCUCGCAGACAGCUGAAGAGUGACAGGGACAAACCUCUGCCACCCCUGCUGGCACGCGUAGGGGGCAACAUCGAGGUGCUGGGGUUCAACACCCGUCAACGGAAGGCCUUCCUCAACGCCAUCAUGCGGUGGGGCAUGCCUCCUCAGGACGCUUUCAACUCUCACUGGCUGGUCAGAGACCUGAGAGGGAAGAGUGAGAAAGAGUUCAGGGCCUAUGUGUCCCUGUUCAUGAGACAUCUUUGUGAGCCGGGGGCAGACGGGGCGGAGACCUUUGCAGACGGGGUUCCGCGAGAGGGGCUGUCCCGCCAACAUGUCCUCACCAGGAUCGGGGUUAUGUCUCUGGUUAGGAAAAAGGUCCAGGAGUUUGAGCAUGUCAAUGGAAAGUACAGCACUCCAGACUUGAUCCCACUUGGACUGGAGUUGAAGAAACUGACCGAGAGUCUGUCAUCUGACCCCAACACCCCUGUCCUUGCCAGCCCUGCAGCCACACCCCAGCCUCCUGGCACUCCUGUCCCAUCAGAGAAGACGGACUCAAUCUCAGGGCCUACUGAAGACAAGGAGACCACAGAACUAGAGUACAAGAAGCUACCAGAACUGGAGACUCAUGUAAGAACAGAGUCAUCUUCCCAGGUACAGAAGGCUCCUGACAGUGAUGAGACAGUGAAGGGCAGCACAGAGGACAAACCAGUCUCCUCAGAGGAGAGUAGUGAAAGGACAGACACACCCUCCACACUUACAGAGACAUCCACCAAUCCUAAAGAGCCUCCAUCCAAACAGACAGAGCUGUCGUCCAAUCAAAGCUCACCAAAAGCGGAGCCUUGUAGCGAGACAGAGAAGUCCUUAGAUAAAGCAGACAGUGAUGCUGCCCCAGCCAAACCUGAGGAGAAGGAACUGAAGCCAGUUGUUUCAGAUGAGCCCAAGAGCGAGGACAUGCCAGGUCCAGAGGGCCGGCUGAAUGGUGAGAAAGAAGCACAGGAGGAGACGGAGGACGUCAGGAGGGAGGUGGAGAAGAACGGCUUCAAAAUGAGGUUCAUGUUCAACAUUGCCGACGGAGGCUUCACAGAGCUACACACCCUGUGGCAGAACGAGGAGCGGGCCGCUGUGUCAUCUGGGAAGAUGUAUGACAUCUGGCACCGUCGCCACGACUACUGGCUGCUGGCUGGCAUCGUAACACAUGGCUAUGCCCGCUGGCAGGACAUUCAGAAUGACCCACGUUAUGCCAUCCUCAAUGAGCCCUUCAAGACUGAGAUGCACAAGGGGAACUAUCUGGAGAUGAAGAACAAGUUCCUGGCUCGCCGCUUUAAGCUGUUGGAGCAGGCUCUGGUGAUAGAGGAGCAGUUAAGGAGGGCAGCGUACCUGAAUAUGACCCAGGACCCCAGCCACCCGGCCAUGGCCCUGAAUACCCGCUUUGCUGAGGUGGAGUGUCUGGCUGAGUCUCACCAGCACCUGUCCAAGGAGUCUCUGGCCGGGAACAAGCCAGCCAACGCUGUGCUGCACAAAGGUCUGUCAUCUCCCAGUGUGUACACAGCAGCAGGACUAAAACACUGUCUACAAACUCAAGAUCUGGUACUGAACCAGCUGGAGGAGCUGCUGAGUGAUAUGAAGGCGGAUGUGACGCGACUUCCCAACAUGUUGUCCCGGAUCCCCCCGGUGUCUGCCCGACUGCAGAUGUCUGAGAGGAGCAUCCUCAGCCGCCUCACCAGCCGCGGCAACGAACCUCCGCCCCAACAGCCGUUCAGCCAGGGCUCAUUUGCCUGUUCCCAGAUGUACAGCACUGGUUUUGGGGGCAGCUUCCGGGGGCCUGUGGGAGGAGCCAUGGUCAACUACAGCCAGAUGCCCCUGGGACCCUACGUCAGUGGUUGGUGAGUCAAGCAGAGGAACUGUCUAUUAGGAUGUGAGAGUCAAACGACUCAGACGCCAGACUUCUGCUACCUGACACGUGGAAGGGAAGUGAUCUUAUAGAAUGCCUGGAACCGCCCUGUCUGAAGGGGAAAGUCUUGGCUACAGGAAGAGCAGCAAAAAGUGAAAGUACACAUGGUGGAUGAGCCGGUGGAGGUGCCAAUGCUCUGGAGCUGCUGUAAUGAGAAUCAUUUGUGUCUAUUCGUUGACUUUAGGCCUGGCUCUGCUCCUUCAUUCCGGGUCUUUUCCUUCUGCGUUCAUCUUUGGCCUUUUCUUUGUGCAUCGGGACUGACCUCUGCUGGAGCUGUGUGCUUUAGCUACGUACAUAUAGAAGGAAAAUAGAACUAUGAAGGCAUAAGGCUCCCAUCCUAGAAUUAUAGAGAUGAUAAGUGGGUGCUGAUACGGCAGCCAAUUCUCUGAUUAUGUUUACUACAUGUUUGUUUUUAUAGUUUUAUGGCAGAGCCUUGAGUUGGAACUUGUAAGAAUAAAAGUGACUUUAAGGAAGUACAGCUGCACUAUGCCUCAACCCCUAAAGACUGCCAUCUCCCUCCUCUGGAGGAAGUGAUCCUAGUUACAGAGCUGCAUUCGCUACUAAUAUACCAGGGUUUCUCCCUUGUAAUGUACAUAGUUCAAGAGACUGCUGUUUAUUUUGCCUUGCAUAAUCAUUGUGAAUUUAACGCAAACAUGCAUAAAACUGGAACAGGCUGGAUUAGUGCAAAAAGUGAAGAUCACAUAGAAGUUACUAGCCUAUUUCUGCAAAUGUUACGUACAUGUUUUCUUUAACAUUUGAAUGUGAUUAUUGUCUGUUAAGCCAAACCCCAGGGCCAUGAAGAGUGUGUGCUAUAAACAGAAUCUCCUCCUGUCCAUCAUAUGGUUGGGAUGUCAAGCUAAUUGUGUGAUGUACAUGGUGCUGGAUGGGAGGGAUCCUGUCGCCUUUACCAUAUACAGUUAUUGUGUUAUAGUUCCCCAAAGCCCCUCCCUCCCUCUUCCUUUGUGAGAAAUGAAAAACUAAAAAGUGCUUACGACACUACGUCACCUUUUGGCCUAGGUUUAAUGUUUUCCAUGAAAUGUGCGUUAUUGUGUGUUCUUCAUGUUAAGGUAAAGUGUUAUUUCAGAAUGUACUGCUUUAGUGCCACUAAAAUAGGGCUGCUCACUCCAUGUCCCUGAUGGCUAAUGUCCCAGAUUGUAUGCUUGAUAAUCUUAUAAGUGGGUGGAAUUCUUUCCAUUGAGAACUGAGGGCAGUGGUUGAAUCAGAUAGAUAAUUCAAUCAUCAAUAGAUUAUAAUCUUCAUAGAGUUUGAUAGCCAUCAAGGACCAAUGUUGGAUAGCCAUACAGUAAAAGUAUCAAAAGCUGUUUUUUUUUCUUGUUUUUUUAUGUUUAGUUUUAUAUGGGUUCCUUGGAAGGGAACUGUUUAUUGCAUUACGUGUUGUGAGGACUAAACCGUAUCAGAGCGACAGCAUGGAUUCACUUGACAAUACUGUUUAUUCCAACUGUCUGCUAAUGUGAUUGUCCAAAGUGAAACUACCUUUUUAUAUGUUCAAUGAGACUUCAUUUGUUCAGAUUUUUCAUGAAUGUGUGUUUUACAUUUUCUCAUUGAAAACCUUAAAGGCCCAGUGCAGUCAAAAAUGUGAUUUUCCUGUGUUUAAUUUUUUCCACACUGAGGUUGGAAUAAUA